AUGGCUCUGGAUCAGGAAUGCUUGCCGCUGGCAACUACGAGUUUCGAGUUUGAUAUCACACUUCCACAGUGGCUACCAGAGUCUCUUAUUGGCCCAGAGGACUGUUUCAUUGAGUAUGGGUUACAAUCAUGUAUUUGCGACACCAAGAAGGAGAGAAAAUACGUCAACCAAUACCUCACAGUCUGUCGUGAGAUACCAAACAAUCAUCCAUUACACGCGACUCAGACAAUCAUCAUAAAUGACAAUCAUACUCUCGAGGUUGAAGCUUUUACCACUGACUAUGAGGGUAACAAGUUCAAGGUGCGCAUUGUAAACAUUGUGAGCCAAGAGUUAUUCACCAGUCUGACAGCAACAGGUAUAUUUUUCGUUCCCUAUCAUUAUCUGCUUCCCACCUGGAAUCGGAAUUUACAAUGCAAAUACCUCGGUGCUUACAAACGAGAGAUUGAUGACUACAUGGCUUCCGAAAUAUAG
This is a messenger RNA of Penicillium cosmopolitanum, 471 nucleotides long. RefSeq lists its product as uncharacterized. The coding region runs from base 1 to 471 and encodes 156 amino acids. The transcript has 2 exons. NCBI's taxonomy places the organism in Eukaryota, Fungi, Ascomycota, Eurotiomycetes, Eurotiales, Aspergillaceae. The record is from RefSeq and is a predicted model, not a curated record.